Messenger RNA from Aphanomyces astaci, 2063 nucleotides. RefSeq lists its product as hypothetical. The coding region runs from base 49 to 1692 and encodes 547 amino acids. Gene Ontology annotation, molecular function: protein binding; palmitoyltransferase activity. The record is from RefSeq and is a predicted model, not a curated record. NCBI's taxonomy places the organism in Eukaryota, Oomycota, Saprolegniomycetes, Saprolegniales, Verrucalvaceae. The transcript is spliced from 9 exons.
AAUACAGAAAUCGAAGUUUGAACAUUAUCCUUGGAGCGAGUGCCCACGAUGGACCACAUUGCGUACCAAGGCAGCACCAUCUAUGACGCUGCUCUCAAGGGAAACUUUCCGCUAGUCGUCCUGUUGUGGGGUAUGGUCGCAGCCCAGCAAUCGAGUCCGUUCACGCCCGACGAGCACAACAACUCGAUCGUCCAUUUUGCUGCGGCAGGUGGCAACGUCGAAAUCUUGCACUUCUUCGCGCAGCAGGCCAUGCUCGUGAGCCCAAACGUCACGACCAUCAUGGAUGCACUCAACAACAACGGUGAAACUCCACUCAUUCGCGCGGCGCACGUCGGGAAUUCCUUGGCGGUCAAAGUGCUCGUGGACAUGGGUUGCAACAUGAUGCACCAAGACGCGAAUGGGAACACUGCCGCUCAUCACGCAGCACACGAAGGGCACUUGUGGACGCUGCAUUACUUGCUGGAAGCGCAAGUGGUUACCGAUACGGAGAGCGUUCGUGGCGGCCAAUGCUGCAUGAAGCGCGAUGUUCUGCAAUGGGCGUGCGAAGGAGGAAAAGAGCAAACGAUAAACUACAUCUUGAACCGAGGCCACAACCCCAACAUUCCCGACAUCGAGGGUCGAACAGCUCUCCACCACGCCACGCUGGAUGCAGACAAGGACUUGAUCAAGAAACUCGUGUCGUAUGGCGCCGAGACCAACGCGUCCGACGACCGCGGCCUCACGGCGCUCUCCACGGCCAACAACCUGGGCCGACACACGAUCGUGAAUAUGCUUCUGCACACAUCUCGUCUGUCCAAUGACCUGAACCCGGUGCCCAAGUCGUUUGGCCACCGUCGACGCACAAGGCUUCACGUCAUGGCACUGUAUGCCGUCCUAUGGGUCGCCUGUUUGAGUCUCAGCUACGUCGCGCCAUGGUAUUUGUUCCUCCCGGGGCUGCUAGUGGCCAUGGUUUUGUCCAUGCGAAGCAUGGCGAAGCGUAACCACAAACAUUCCAAAGACCUCAAGACCAACAUUCCGUUUCCGCCGCAUGUCGCCCUCACGCUGGUGCGCCACACCCGCGGCUCGGUCUUUGAAAUCCAAGAAACUCAAGUCGAACUGCACCGUCUUCUGCAAGAAGAACGGCCGUUGCAUCCCCUGGGGAAGGCCUGGCGGUGGUUAAAAGGGCAGCCGGAAGUGGCCAUCGGACUCUGGCUCGGGUGGUUCAUUGGGUUCUCCGCCUCUUUGGGCCAUCGUGUGUACGUGGACAUAGCUGCAGACACGUUGGGGUUUUGGAACGACCAUGUUGUGGUUUUGGGGGUGUUGGUGUCGUUGGAAUCGAUUUGCAUGGUCAUGUGGAUGGUCCUUAUCACAGGGGAUCCUGGCCAAGUCGCGACGGCCGAUAAGGACUUUCCCGUGCUACUACAAAAAGCCGCCAACGGGUUUGAUCCGCUCGAGCACUUGCACUGUAUCACAUGUUUGGUGGCGAAACCAAUCCGAUCCAAACACUGUGCAUCGUGUGGGAUGUGCGUGGCUCGCAUGGAUCACCACUGCAUCUGGAUCAACACUUGCGUGGGGCUGCACAACCACCGGCUGUUUGUAUUGUUUUUGAUUGGGCACUGGGCCGUCUUGGCGCUGUAUUUCACACUCGUUGUACUGUGUACGUCUAUAUAUUCUGAAGAGUUUUUGUAUCAAACAACUACUGAAAUGUCUUGAAUAGAUCUCCAGUCCAAGCACUUGUAUGUCGAGCAGUUGCUGCAUACCGCCUUGCCUGAAGUGACCGUGGUGGGAUGGGCACUGGUCAGUGGCUUGUUCCUUGCCAAGUUGCUGUGGGACCAACUCAAGGGCGUGAUGCGCAAUGUGACUGUGAACGAAGCCAUCAACUGGAAGCGAUACUCGUAUCUAAACCGCGACGGGACGUUGGUGAAUCCGUUUAAUUUGGGCUGGCGAGCCAACGCAGCCGAGUUUUGGACUCGGUCCGUCGACUACUUGACUCUUAUGACCGCCCCAGUUAAGACGACAACUCAACAGGAUCAGUAAUAACCCACCUCCACAAACUAAUACAAUGAAUUCUCCUUCUAUUGUAG